Messenger RNA from Exaiptasia diaphana, 1554 nucleotides. RefSeq names its product neuronal pentraxin-2. The record is from RefSeq and is a predicted model, not a curated record. Bases 666 to 1364 code for a protein of 232 amino acids. NCBI's taxonomy places the organism in Eukaryota, Metazoa, Cnidaria, Anthozoa, Actiniaria, Aiptasiidae. The transcript is spliced from 3 exons.
UUUGCUAAGACGUCCCCGUGGCUUUGCAGACGAUCCUGUGAACAUUUGCGAUUUUUAGUCAGCAAUGGCUUUUUUUCGUGAAUUUUGCAGACGUUUCUGUGAAUGUUUAACGGCUCUUGUCUUACAAACUACCUUAGUGCAUGCGUUAGUGGCAGUAUAGCAGUUUGCUAAGACGUCCCGUGGCUUUGCAGACGAUCCUGUGAACAUUUGCGAUUUUUAGUCAGCAAUGGCUUUUUUUCGUGAAUUUUGCAGACGUUUCUGUGAAUGUUUAACGGCUUGGCUUGUCUUACAAACUAGACAGGCACACUGAUAGCCUCAUCCUCAGACUCAGGCUAUGUGGAGCGGUUAUUUUUUUCCCAGCGAUGUUAAUAAUUAACUAUAAUCCGCGUGGGAACUCGUGUCAUGUGACAUAGACAUCAUUUUAGGUGAUUAUAUGAAAACUUGUCGUUGGGUACUCUUGAGCGGUUGAAACUAUCAAAGUCAUUGUUGUAUCUCCGCCAAAAUUCAUCAGCACACCACCCCAGCAGGUUAACGCUUGCGAUAAACUGACGCUCGAUUGCCAAGCGACAGGGGACCCCCCUGCGGUAAUAACGUGGAGUAAAGAGAGCGGACGGCUACCAAAAGACAGGACUCAGUUGAUCAACGGAAGAUUGACGAUAAUUAGAAUGAAGACUUCUGACGCCGGCAAAUACACUUGUACAGCGGUUAGUGCUGGCGUGGCAACGUCGAAGAGUGUUACCAGGGUAACUAUAAAAGAAAUGAGAAUUGUCAAGUUUACCCGUGAAUCAGUCACCGACUACAUUGUGGUAAAAAGAAAACUGCCUGCAAUGGCGAGACUCACUGUUUGUCUUUGGAUGAUGACGUCAAAAAGUAGCUCAAUGAGAACCAUGAUAAGCUACGCUGUACCAGCGAACUACAAUGAAAUGAUUCUUUAUAACCAUCACAAGACAUUAUAUGUACACGUCGUUGGAAGUGGAUGGAAUUCACGAGUUCUCGUCGUGGACGGUCAGUGGCACCACAUAUGCGCAACAUGGGACAAUUCCGCUGGCCAAACGGUUAUCUACAAAGAUGGCGUUCGACGUGCUCAAGGGAGCUUGAAGAAAGGUCCCGUGAUUAAAAGUGGAGGUUCUCUGAUAAUCGGGCAAGAUCAGGACAAAGUGGGCGGAGGCUUCCAAAAAUAUCAGUCUUUUGUUGGUGAGCUGACCGGGAUUAAUAUCUGGAACAGAGUACUGGGACUGAACGAAAUCUCUGCUAUGUCGAAAAAUCGUGAAAUUCCUGCAUCCGGAAAUGUCUUGACGUGGAAUGACGUCAUAUCCGGUACUAAAUAUGGCCAAGUGCAGAUCAUCGAUUCAUGCAAAAAGUGAAACUGGUUGACAUCCAUCAAAAACGACAAAGAUAAAACUCAGAGUAGAUUUACUAACGUUUAUCGUCAUAAACUUCAAUUAUUUGCUAUAAAUUUUGGAUGUAGAUUGAGUGUUUGCUGCAUUUCAUUCAAAACUGUAAUUGGAAAACAAGGUUAAAAGUAAAUUAAAGGCAGUCUCCAUCAAACUAAAA